AAGUCCAGGAGCAGAGCAUUCUGUUCCUCCUGGAGAGGGUCAAGUUGGGAAGUAUGUUUCAAGUAUUUGUAUUUAACCAUACUACUGAGAGCAUACAGGACAUCCGCUUCAUGAGAAUGUCACCCUGCUGUUUUCAGACAAGUUACCAGAGAUCAGCAUGCCGGAUGGAGGAGCUAGUUUAUCCAUGGUUACUCACUGUUUGAAGAGAGGAGCACAUGGCAGGCUUUGCAGACACAGAGUAUCACAGCCACAGACUGCUGCAGGACUCUUUCACACUCUGAGAGCACUAGCAGUCCAAGGAUCAAUGGAUCUGUAAAGAAAACAUGUUGAAGCCAGUUCAUGGUUUUUUCCUAGACAUGGAUGAUGAGGACCUUUCAACCACCGAAUACCCAAUUGAAGAUGAUAAUGAUGAGGUAUUUAACGUCAGCUUCUGUUCUACUAUUAAGACUCAUACUACAAGUGGCGAAAACAAUUUAGAACAUCCGAGCAAUGAAGCCAGUUUACAAGAUGCACAGAUCAUUUCCAAAUCGUUUACUGAAAAAUUGCAUAACAAAGAAAAUGCUAUUCCUCUUAUUAUUAUGGUUCCCCCAGAAGAGAAUGAUGGAAACCACAGUACACCAUUUCAGUUUGAUAGGCAAGCACCUGCCAGAAUAUCUACCUCCCCAACACUAAGGAGGCUGAGGAAAAACACUGCUGGAAACUUCAUGUCAUUACAGGAAUUUUUUGAUGCCUCUAAGUUCCCAACUCACAAAGAAGAAUAUGUCUUGGACAAUGGAUCUUGUGUGUCUCAAGAUGAAAGUACAAAUGAUCGCUUAGCAGACCCUGCCCUUGACGCUCAUAAUACAGAUGAUGGGAAAUCUUCAGAUCUCAAUGACAAUGGAACUGCUGCAACUGAAACAAAAGGAGAUGCUGAAAUGCUGAGCAGUAGCACCAAGAUUCAGAAGUUUCAUCAGUCACGGCAGUCUGACCGAAGACGCAGCUCUGUGGUCCUGACUAUACCUGGUCUGGAAGUGUUCCCAGGAGAUCUCCUAGUAUCAGAUGGUGCCUCCGAUUAUAUGCAUAAUGCUCCGUGGCUUUCUAAUAAUGAUGCCAAGAAACCAAAAUGGCCUUUCUCUAAGAAGGCAUCAUUUAUCAAAGGAAAACAGAAGCAAAUUUCUGAUUUGGAGAACUGUCUGUCAGCCUUCAAGAUUCCAGAUUUCACAGACUAUGAUUUCUAUAAUAUUAAGGAUAAAACCUGGGAUGAAUUCAGAAAUAUGCAGACUGUUGAGAAUAAGGCGCUUUUUAGCAUAUCAAAUAGAAAAAGACAGGAGUCAGUCUGGGAACUUUUUACCUCAGAAUGUACUUACUUUUUAGAGCAUUUACUGGUUCUUAAAAUGAUAUUUUUUAAUUCACUAAAGUACUUACAGAACAAUGAUCAUCUACUAUAUGUGGAUACGGUCAGGCUCUUUGCCAAUUUGGAAGAAUUGAAUCAGGAAAGUCUGAAUUUUGCCACCAGUCUGUUCAACGCCAUUUUAAGCAGGGAGCUUGGUUGUGAAUCUUCCUGCACCUUAUCACUGGCAGACUUGCUAACACAGUAUUUCAAAGAUAGUCUGUGCUGGACUCAUCAGAUGUACUGCCUCAAUUACACGUCAGCUGUCGUCUACCUGGAGACCUUAAAGCAAAGGGAACAUUUUGCAGCAUAUGUAAAAUGGUGUGAGCAACAUGAGCAGUGCAGACGGCUGCACCUCACCGAUUUGCUGGUGGCACCAUUACACCGACUGACCCGCUAUCCGCUGCUCCUUAAGAACAUAUGGAAGAGAAGCAGCGAUGCAGCAGAGAAGGUAUCCAUCUAUUCUGUGAAGGAGAAAGUGGAAAACUCCAUUAGAGAUCUUGAAGGAAAAGUUAAAUGGUUGAAUAAGUCCCAGAAAUUCAAGCAACUCCAGGAUGUUAUUGUAUGGCCCUACUUAUGGGAGAGAGAUAAAAGAUUCUUCAUACCAGAGGGCCUGAAGCACUGUUUCAAAGAACCCAACGUAGAGAACAUGCUGUCUUCUCCCAACAGACACCUCCUUCAUGAGGGAAGACUCGCCCUGACAGAAAGUACAUAUCUACUUGAUGUAUACCUGCUUUUGUUUGAUGACUUUCUGCUGAUAACAAAAAUUAAAAGACACAAACGGAAAACUUCAACUGUAGAAGUCAGUGCAAUGUACACAUCGUUGCACCCGGAGAUGCAGUCAGUAGUGAAAGAAGGCGGUUACUGCAAAGUUCUAGACCAGCCUAUUCCGCUUGACAGAUUGAGCAUAAAAAGCAUUGAUCACUUCCAUGUUACAGUGCAUAGUAUGAGGCAUGCUUUCCUGAUCCAGCAUGAGAAUCGCUAUCAGCAGUGCAUUGCUGCCUUCAUUCUACAAGCAAGUACUGAAUCUGCUAAGAAAAUGUGGCUCUCACAAAUAGAAACUGCCAUAUCCUGUUACAUGGAGGCUCAUGAAACAAACAGAACAUCGAUAUUUUGCCACCCUGCAGAGUCAGCAGAAAUUUAGCAGUAUUUUGUAUAUAAAAUCUCUACAUUUAAUUUAACCAUUUUGCAUUUCUGUAAUGUCUAUGACUUUUUUAUCUACAAUAUUUGUAACAUGGACUUUG
Molecule: messenger RNA, 2613 nt
Organism: Pseudophryne corroboree (corroboree frog)
Lineage: Eukaryota; Metazoa; Chordata; Amphibia; Anura; Myobatrachidae
Gene: PLEKHG7
Product: pleckstrin homology and RhoGEF domain containing G7
Exons: 19
Coding region: 324-2513 (729 amino acids)
Biological process (GO): Rho protein signal transduction
Molecular function (GO): guanyl-nucleotide exchange factor activity
Source: RefSeq, a predicted model, not a curated record